Talaromyces atroroseus is the source of this 1536-nucleotide messenger RNA. RefSeq lists its product as hypothetical. Bases 1 to 1536 code for a protein of 511 amino acids. Gene Ontology annotation, biological process: sexual sporulation resulting in formation of a cellular spore; regulation of conidium formation; conidium formation. The transcript has a single exon. Lineage: Eukaryota; Fungi; Ascomycota; Eurotiomycetes; Eurotiales; Trichocomaceae. The record is from RefSeq and is a predicted model, not a curated record.
AUGCCUGAGAAUUCAACCACAAAUGAAGGCUCUCCCAAGCUUUCGUUAGAGAAGGCUCGCCGUGGGAAUAUGUCUGUUGGUGAAAAAGCGCCCCAAGCAACAAUACGAACGAGAAUGAUGAUCGCGGGCAUCGAACAUUGCAAUAAUAGCAUUGAUGAUCUCGAAGCACAAAAAACCACGAAGCGGCCUUCCAGGCUAAGCGCUUGCUUGAAUUUCCUCCGGUAUACGGCGUUCAAUGUAUACCGCAAGCUUUUCUCUCUAGUUUUCAUUUCCAAUCUUGCUGUUUUUAUUGCUAUCAUGGUCACCGACCAAUCAUCUCUACUGGCAUUCGUUGAUGCAGUAGCGGCAAACUUGACUGUGUGUGGUCUAGCACGGCAGCCCUUGGUUGUGAACGCAAUAUACUUAGUCGUCUGUGCCGUGCCUCGGUCAGCUCCGCUACGACUCAGGCGCAUGGCCGCCAAAGCGUUUCAUUUCGGUGGCGUGCACAGUGGGUGUGGUGUUGCAUCAUUUGUGUGGUAUGUUGGGCUGGUGGCCUUGAUUUCGAUCAAUUACUGGUUCCAGGGUCAUGGUGGUGAGGCCAAAGUAACCAUCUCCACCGCGGUCGUUGUUCUGGCCUAUAUUAUCUUGCUAUUAUUGGUGUUCAUUAUCACUGCGGCUUACCCUACUUUCCGGAUGAAACACCACGACGCCUUUGAGCUAAUUCAACGGUUCUCGGCAUGGACAGUGGUUGCUCUAUUUCUGGCUCUCUUAUUGAUAUUUGCAAACGACGCACGACAGACGGAACACCUGAGUCUGGGCCAGUACCUCAUCCGCCUACCAGCUUUCUGGAUGCUGUUGGUCGUGAUUGCGGCUAUCGUACAUCCAUAUCUGCUAUUGCGAAGGAUAAAAGUCCAGCCGGAAAAGCUCUCCAGGCAUGCCAUCAGACUGCACAUGGAUCAUACACGGACAGGAUUUGGGCUAGGAAUCCAACUAGCUAGAAAUCCCUUGCGCGACUGGCAUUCGUUUGCCACAUUUCCAGAUUGUACUACCGAGAAAGACCCGAAUUUACUAGACUUGCAACCUGGCUCGUUCUCGUGUUUGGUAUCCAAGGCCGGCGAUUGGACAAGCGAUGCAAUUGAGCGACCACCGCAGUAUUUGUGGAAGCGCGGGGUCCUCGUACAUGGCUUUGCCUACGUGAUGCGAGUGUUUGAAAGGAUCAUCGUGGUGACGACUGGUUCCGGAAUCGGGCCAUGUCUAUCAUUCCUUGGGGAUGAGAAGAGGCCAGCGAUGCGUGUGGUGUGGCAAACACGUUCCCCUGUCAAGACCUACGGACAAGGGAUCAUAAAUCUAGUCAAGCAAAUGGAUCCUGACCCACUGGUCAUGGACACUGACCAGACAGGCGGCCGUGCCGAUAUGCUGCCUGUCAUCGAGCGUUUGGCCAAGGAGUUCAGAGCUGAGGCGGUCUGCGUGAUAAGCAAUCCUAAGCUCACCAAGCAGCUGGUGUAUGCCCUGGAGACGAAGGGCCUGGUGGCCAUGGGCCCCAUUUUUGAUUCGUGA